CAAUGUUAUGAACCCAUCGGGAACCCCCACAUUCACUAAAACCGAUCUAUGAGUCAAGAUCACGUGUCGAUCAUGUUCGGUCCUGCUCUAGAAACUUGUCUGUCCCUCCCUAGUUUAGGAUAUUUUCGGCAGGGUUCAGUUCCCCUCUUGCUGCUUUAGGUUUCGUUUUUCUUUCAUCAUUAGAGGCAGCGGCUACAAACGGAGAAUAGACCGGUUCAGGAAAGAGAGCACACGAUCGGGCUAACAGCACUUCCAUCCAGACUAGAUGACCACGCAGAAGCCAGCUGCUCCAAAGCAGAGACCCAUCAUUCCACAGGUCUGCUACCACCCAUCGAUGCUGACCGCAGGAAACGGAAUCUCAGACCCAAUGACCACGCAGAAGACAGCUGCUCCAAAGCAGAGACCCAAUAUUCCACAGGUCUGCUACCACCCAUCGAUUCGGACCGCAGGGACCGGAAUCUCAGAGGCCGAAUCCAACCAGAGGUCAACAGCUUCUGCUCCUCCUCGUCCUCAGACCAAAACGCAGCCUAAGCCACUGAAGAUGAACCAGGAUUCUGGCAGGACCAGACCAGCUGACAAAGACCCAGAAUCUGCUGGAGACCAAGCCUCAAGAAAACCUACCCCGAGGAACAGAAUAGGUGCUGCUCGUCACCCCCAUAGCAGAACUGAACCUAAACAGGCUUUGGAGAACCAGGGCUCUAGCAAGACAAGUCCUGUUUCAAAACCUAAUCUCAAUGGAGGACCAGUACCUAAGAGAGAUUUGGGUUCUGCUGGAGACCAAGAUCCUCCAACACCAGAUCAGGUUCCUCUGGAUUUAAGGGCUAACCUUAAUGAGACACUGGUGCAGCAGGUGGAGGUUCUGACCCGUGGUCAGAGCACCAACCAGGCCUGGUUCGACUGGAGGAAGAACCGGAUAACGGCAUCAGUGGCUCAUCGCAUUGCCCACUCCAAAUUUGUUAAUGGAGAGAGCAGAGCUCCGCCCACUUCAUACCUGGCUGCAGUCACUGGUGAGGGGCCCAAAGUCCAGACCAGAGCUAUGAGCUGGGGGAUCCAGAAAGAGGCUGAGGUUGUCCGCAAGUACGAGAAGUGGAAGAGACGGGCGCUGGGGCGGCCCGUUAAGGUCCGGGACUGCGGCCUGUUCAUCGACAGCGAGCGUCCCUGGCUGGCAGCAAGUCCUGAUGGCAUCGUGGUGGACGAGAGCGGCAACAAGCUGCUCUGCCUGGAGGUCAAAUGUCCCUUCAAACACAAAGACCGAACCGUGGAAGACGCCUGUAGAGGCGACCCCGCCUUCUGUCUUCAGCUGCAGGAGGACGACAGACAGAUGCCUGGGGAGCCGCCAGUUUAUGUCUUGAAGACAUCCCACUGCUACUAUACACAGAUCCAGGUCCAGCUGGCGGUUACGGGUCUGCAGCAGGCCGACCUCGUCGUCUUCACCUUGAAGGAGAUGGCCAUUGUACCCGUGGAGUUUGAUCCCCAACUGUGGGAUGAGACAGUGUCCAAGCUGGAGUUCUUCUACAGGGACGCCGUCCUCCCUCAUGUCAGGCAAAAACUCCAGCAGAAUGCAGCAGCAGCCACAAGGCCAGAACUCUAGAGACAGAGUCCAAUCAGAGCUGUCCCGUAGUUGGUCAACUGGACAUGUUUUGAGAUAUUUCUUUCCAAAACAUCCUGGGUUCUGGCUGUAGGUGUGAUAAAGACUUUUAUGUCAAAAAAAGGGUCAUUUUAUGUUUUUGUUUUAUUUUUUAGCUUGUUCUAAUUUCCUUGCUGGGUGACGGAUUUGGCUUUGCUUAGAUAAAACGGGUUAGACUUUGGAACUGGAGCACCACAGACAAUCGAACAAACCAAAUCUGGUUUGUUGAGCACAGUAGCAGAGGUUUGACCUAAACUAGAACCAGUACAACGUGUGACAACUGGAUCAACUGCAAACACUUUGUCAUUAUUGAACUUCUGACUACAGCUUCCCAGUUCAGAAAAUAAAUAUACUACCUGAAA
Cyprinodon tularosa is the source of this 1989-nucleotide messenger RNA. RefSeq lists its product as uncharacterized. The coding region runs from base 266 to 1591 and encodes 441 amino acids. Lineage: Eukaryota; Metazoa; Chordata; Actinopteri; Cyprinodontiformes; Cyprinodontidae. The transcript is spliced from 6 exons. The record is from RefSeq and is a predicted model, not a curated record.